This is a messenger RNA of Vigna umbellata (rice bean), 696 nucleotides long. The record is from RefSeq and is a predicted model, not a curated record. Lineage: Eukaryota; Viridiplantae; Streptophyta; Magnoliopsida; Fabales; Fabaceae.
AGUGGAAAGAGUACACUCAUAAGUGCUUUGUUUCGCUUAGUUGAGCCAGCAAGCGGUGACAUUCUCAUAGAUGGGAUUAACAUAUGCUCAAUGGGGUUGAAGGAUUUGAGAAUGAAACUAAGCAUCAUCCCUCAGGAACCAACUCUUUUCAAGGGCAGCAUCAGAACCAACUUGGACCCUUUAGGCCUGUAUUCAGAUGAUGAGAUAUGGAAGGCUUUAGAGAAAUGUCAGCUUAAGGAAACUAUCAGCCAUCUUCCAAAUCUCUUAGACUCUCAGGUGAGUGAUGAAGGUGGAAAUUGGAGCUUGGGACAACGGCAACUGUUUUGUCUUGGAAGAGUACUGCUAAAGAGGAACAGAAUUCUUGUUCUGGAUGAAGCCACUGCCUCCAUUGACUCUGCCACAGAUGCAAUUCUACAAAGAAUUAUCAGACAAGAGUUUGAAGCAUGCACAGUUAUUACAGUGGCUCACAGGGUUCCCACUGUUAUAGACAGUGAUAUGGUUAUGGUCCUCUCCUAUGGGAAAAUGGUGGAAUAUGAUGAGCCUUCGAGACUAAUGGACACCAAUUCUUCAUUUUCUAAGCUGGUAGCUGAAUAUUGGGCCAGCUGCAACAAGAAUUCCUCCUAAAAUCUUUGUUUGUAAGUAAGAUUGAAAAAAUAAAUGAUCGGACGAUCCUACGGUUGAAUAAAAUAAAAGAUU